AAAGCUAGAAAAGGGCGACCACCAAAAAUAGCACGUUAUCAGUCAUCGCUUGAGAAUCCAUCGUCAAAAACUCAAGAAAAACGACCACGUGGCCCUGGAACUAAUAUGUGUGGCGAAUGUGGUGGUAAAGGUCAUAAUCGUCGAUGGCAUUCCAAGCAUGAAAAUAAAAGCUACAAUUCUGGGAUUAUAUGUGAACUUUGCGGUGGGUGUGGCUAUAAAAAAGAAUUGCAUAAUCAUGAUCUUAUAGAGGAAAAUGAGAAUGAAUGGGUUGGCUUAAGUGGUUCUGAGUCAGGUGCUGAAAUGGAUAAUAUUGA
Molecule: messenger RNA, 314 nt
Organism: Racocetra persica
Lineage: Eukaryota; Fungi; Glomeromycota; Glomeromycetes; Diversisporales; Gigasporaceae
Source: the annotation of a GenBank genome assembly